Messenger RNA from Haemonchus placei, 342 nucleotides. NCBI's taxonomy places the organism in Eukaryota, Metazoa, Nematoda, Chromadorea, Rhabditida, Trichostrongylidae. The record is from the annotation of a GenBank genome assembly.
AUGCGUUCAUAUCCUGCUAAAUUUCAGUUGUAUGAGUUGUUUAAUCGAGCUGGAGAAGUCAAACGAGUAAUCAUGGGCCUUGAUCGUUUCAAAAAAAGUCCCUGUGGUUUUUGUUUUGUAAUUUAUUAUACACGAGCAGAUACCGAAAAUGCCGUACGUUUUCUGAAUCGUACAAUGCUGGAUGGAAGGAUUAUCCGAGUGGACUAUGAUGCAGGCUUCGUGGAAGGGCGUCAGUAUGGACGAGGAAAGCACGGUGGACAGGUCCGAGAUGAGUAUCGUGAACAGUAUGAUCCUGAUAGGGGCGGCUAUGGUAAGAUCUGGCAAGAUCGGGAGAGGAUUUGA